Messenger RNA from Emys orbicularis (European pond turtle), 642 nucleotides. RefSeq names its product chromosome 21 C19orf85 homolog (gene C21H19orf85). The transcript has 2 exons. Bases 1 to 642 code for a protein of 213 amino acids. Lineage: Eukaryota; Metazoa; Chordata; Testudines; Emydidae. The record is from RefSeq and is a predicted model, not a curated record.
AUGCAGCGGGGCGGGCGCCUAUCCCUGAGCUUCCUGCCCCCCCAGCAGGUGGCACUCUACGGGCGCGGCCGGGAUCUCUUCACCUUCGUCACCAUGGCCUCGUCCCACAUGAUGCGGACGCUGCAGAGACCCCGCAAAAGCCGCCCUGGCAAGCGGCGGGUGAACCACCGCCGGUUCCUGCACAACCAGAUCAGCAGGCAAUUUGCUGACAUCGAAGCCUCCACGCACCGCCUGGCCUCCUCCAUCCUGGCCCAGGAGUCCCCAAAGGACCCUGCGCCCCCCGCAGAACCCCGGCGUCCUGGCCCAGAGCCUCCCGCCCCAGCUGCCAGCUCCUUCCUGGGCGUGGCCGAGGCCUUCGUGGCCCCAGAACCGGGGCCUGGCUGGGGCCUGAGCGUGGCCUCCCUGACCCCUGACCCCGGCGACUUCUUUGACCCCAUCACCGGCCCGGAAGAUCCGGGGCUGCCCCCCAGCUGGGCCCCAAUUACCCACAACCUCCUGGAGCCUAGCCAGUGUCCCCUCUCCUGGGACCCCCUGCCCACCCUGGGCACGGACGGUGCCCCCCUCUGGGCCCCAGAUCCCCCGGGCUACCUGCCCCCCAUCUCCCCGGGGUACCCUGUUGGAGUGGCGCCAGGGGGGUGGUAA